Messenger RNA from Sorex araneus (European shrew), 2195 nucleotides. RefSeq names its product solute carrier family 35 member G6 (gene SLC35G6). NCBI's taxonomy places the organism in Eukaryota, Metazoa, Chordata, Mammalia, Eulipotyphla, Soricidae. The coding region runs from base 1 to 1041 and encodes 346 amino acids. The transcript has a single exon. The record is from RefSeq and is a predicted model, not a curated record.
AUGUCUGAGCUCUUUUCUCCCGAACAGGCUAGCAGCCAUCCCUACUUCAACCUGCCUGACUUCACCCAACCAUCACCGCCCUCCACUCCGUCCAGCCUGCCCUCGAACCAGCGCUGCUGGCCCUCUGAUGCCACCAAGGGCCUGCUAGUGGCACUGCUGGGUGGGGGUCUGCCUGCUGGCUUUGUGGGCCCCUUCUCCCGUAUGGCUUACCAGGCCUCUCACUUACCCUCGCUGGAGCUGCUCAUCUGCCGAUGCCUCUUCCACCUUCCCAUUGCCCUGAUACUUCAACUACGUGGUGAUCCACUGUUGGGACCUCCCGAAGUCCGGGGCCGGGCCUUCGUCCACGCCCUGCUCAACGUCCUCAGCAUUGGAUGUGCCUACAGCGCGGUGCAGGUGGUACCUGCUGGCAACGCUGCCACCGUCCGCAAAGGUUCUUCCACGGUCUGCUCUGCUCUUCUUGCUCUCUGCCUGGAGAGCCAGGGGCUCAGCGGCUAUGACUGGUGUGGCCUAUUGGGCAGCACUCUGGGAUUAAUCAUCAUUGUGGGACCUGGACUAGGGACACUACAGGAGGGGACCACGGGCCUCUACACUGCCCUGGGUUACGUGCUCGCUUUUCUGGGUGGCCUGGCACUGUCCCUAGGACUUUUGGUAUAUCGCUCGCUGAACUUUCCCUCUUGCCUGCCAACAGUGGCCUUCCUGUUUGGCUUGGUAGGACUGGCGGGCUCGGUGCCAGGCCUAUUUCUGUUGCAGACCCCCGUGUUGCCCUAUGACCCUCUGACUUGGAGCUGUGUCGGGGCUGUGGGAAUACUUGCUCUGGUCUCCUUUGUGUGCGUAAGCUAUGCGGUGACCAAGGCCCACCCUGCCCUGGUGUGUGCUGUCUUGCACUCGGAAGUGGUGGUAGCUCUGAUGCUGCAGUAUUAUGUGCUCUAUGAGACCGUGGCACCUUCUGACAUCAUGGGCGCAGGGGUUGUACUGGGCAGCAUUGCCAUCAUCACAGCCCAGAACCUCAGCUGUGAGAGGGAAGGGCAGGUGGAGGAGUGAGAGACUGUAUCUGCGAGCCUGGGGGUUGGGGGGGCAGGGGUAAAACAGGAAGAGUCUGAAAUAAAAACAUGAGAACAAGUGACCAGAAAAGAACUGGUGGGGAGAGGAGUGCCUGGAAGACCUGGAACAAGCCUGGGAACCAAGAGAUGUGAAGUCUGGGCCGGGUUUGGGGAUGAGGGCAAAUGAGAAGGGGUAAGGAGCAGAUAUAUGGGGCUGAGGCGGGCAGGGCAGUUAAGAUCCAGGGGAAGGAUUUUCCCUAAGCAGUAGGGAGAGCACUGGGACUUUCAGGCAGAGAUCAAGCAGCUGCACUGGGGGAAGGGAAUAUGCCUUUUUUUUUUUUUCCCCUCCCACCAGCGGUUUCCUUUCCUCCCUUCCUCGUGGUUGUACUUCCCCUCCCCCUCUCGGAUGGUGACGUGACAUUGACAUCAAACAGGGAUAGCUCUGAAAGUGCCUGUGCAGUCAGCUCUGCUUUGGAAGGAGAGUGGAAGUCCUGCACCACUCUUAUUGGAGAAUCCCUAGGGAUCCCCGUCCACACCCUCAUCUUAUUUCUGAAAUAUUCCAGAAGGGGGAGGAUUUCUUAAUCUUCAAAUGCCUCGACCAUGAAUCCCUCAGGACCUAUGUCCCGCCCCAAGGCUAAUCUCCUUUUCCCGGUUCGUCGCGGUCCCGUGAUCUCUCCCGGACUGUAGCCAGCCUCCUUCCGGAGCAGGGUCUCGAGCCGACGCUUCUGCGAGUGCUGAGAACCGGGGAUCCAGGACCAGAGCUCCGUACAGCGCUCCAUUAGAGGCCCGGAGAUGCCUACCUGUCCCCGGAGGCCGCUCAACAAAUAUCAAGCCAUUUUGAUCUGUUCAUGCAUAUUCAGCGAAUUACUGCAUAUUCAUGAUGAAGGACGGCCCCUGCACUUCCCCCCUCCCGGAACCUACUUGGGAUGACCCGAUCGGCCCCGCCUCUCCAUUACGGAUUCUCAGAACAGACUAUUUUCCAGAGGGGGGAAACAAAAAUACCGAGAGACUUGUUGAAGAUGAAACCACAUUCCAAACUAGAAUAAAAGCGGCCUGUAUUUACCCUCGAAUCUUCAAGCCUUAAGCUUUAGUGCGGGAGGGAGCAGCGAAGGGAGGCGACGAGGUAUUGAAAAGUUCUCCUCCCCCCCUGUCAUU